Molecule: messenger RNA, 7026 nt
Organism: Armigeres subalbatus
Lineage: Eukaryota; Metazoa; Arthropoda; Insecta; Diptera; Culicidae
Gene: LanB1
Product: laminin subunit beta-1
Exons: 19
Coding region: 537-6254 (1905 amino acids)
Biological process (GO): tissue development; animal organ morphogenesis
Source: RefSeq, a predicted model, not a curated record
GAGUGGAAUCGGUCGUAUCGGGUGGACGUACGCAUUGGCCGGUCGUUCUGGUGCUAAAAGUGGCCAGUUGGUGCCAUAAGGGUCCGUGAGUGUGACAAGGAGAGGGCAUCAUCUCCACUGGUAGUGUUAUUGGAUUACGGGAUGGUUGAAUGUGAAAUCAGCAGCAUCGUAGUCAUGUGUACAGUGUGAAAAAAUCAUCAGUUGCUCAGAGCAUUAUCCGGAAAGAGGCCAAGGAGGUUUGGAUGGUCCGUGCUAAGUGUCGAGUCAAAGAAGAUAUUAUUACUGAAAAAAGUGCAGUGAUUUUGCGAAGGAGAAGCGAAAAUAAAAGAACAGUGCCAAUCAAAAGAAGUUUUGUGUUGCUAAGCUGAUAUUAAAAAGGAUUAAGCCGAACAUCAAAAGAAUCAGCCCAAAAGACCAUCAAGCCAAACGGAGUAUAAAGUCUUUAUGCUGCGGCUUUUAUGAAGAUUGCUAUAUUUUGGUGCCUGAGUCUAAGGACGUUAUAUUAACGUCCUACUCAUGUAUAGUUGGCCGCAGCGAUGGCCAAACUAGAUUCAUCAUGUAUAGGUUUUAUAAUUAAUUUAUUUAUUUUUAUUAAUUUAAUUUUAAGUAGUAAUGCACAGCGUAGAACUUCCAGUAGUAGUAGGUCCGCAAUCCCAUCCAUUCUGGAAUCAAUUCCGCUGUUGCGACAUAAGCAUAUCGUUCCAUCAAGUAGCAGCACAACGGUCGCUACAAGCACCAUCGCGCAGCGCGGCGAUCAACGGCCCGUAGGCGAAGACGACGAACUGUUCUCCAGCGAAGAGCUGCUGCCCGGCCAAGAUGAUGACUCACGAGAUGUGCCUUAUCGUACAGUGGAUUAUUUCCAACGGCCGGGAAUGAUUAACAACCACAUCAAUUAUAAUAAAUACAAUUCGAUUUUUAUGAGCGCGACUUCCUUGCGGCACCACCGAAAGAAUGAAGAAGAGUUCAGGGCAUCGGAAUACAGUUCGUAUAAUCGACGAGUACCACAUAGGCCCGUCCAUCGUGUUCAUCCGUGCGAGCAGAGCAGUUGCUACCCGGCGACGGGCAAUCUGCUGAUCGGUCGCGAGAACCGCCUCGAAGCGACGUCGACGUGCGGUACGGAGCGGCCCGAGCGCUACUGCAUCGUGUCCCACCUCGAGGAGAAGAAAUGUUUCCUGUGCGACACCCGGCCCGAAACGGCCCAUAUACCGAUGAAGAACCACCGAGUCGGACAGAUCAUCUACAAGAAUCAACCGGGCACCCUGGAGCAAUCUUGGUGGCAAUCGGAGAACGGCAAGGAGAAUGUCACAAUCCAGCUGGAUCUGGAGGCGGAGUUUCACUUUACCCAUCUGAUCAUUGUGUUUGCAACGUUCCGGCCGGCAGCGAUGUUGAUUGAACGAUCGUACGAUUUCGGGAAAACAUGGCACGUUUAUCGGUACUUUGCGCACAACUGCCGAUCGGCAUUCCCGGGUGCACCAACGAUCGGCAAGAACAUAACCGAUGUGAUCUGUGAUCAUCGCUACUCGGGUGUCGAGCCAUCGAAGAACGGUGAAGUCAUCUAUCGAGUGCUGCCACCGAUGCACAUUGAGAACCCGUAUGCAGAACACGUGCAGAACAUGUUGAAAAUGACCAAUCUGCGAAUAAACUUCACGAGAUUACAUACCUUAGGUGACACACUGCUGGAUGACCGCCAAGAGAUUCAGGAGAAGUACUACUAUGCAAUUUCCAACAUGAUCGUGCGAGGUUCGUGUUCUUGCUAUGGGCAUGCUUCGAGGUGUCUUCCUUUGGAAGGAGUGAGAAACACCAUUGACAUGGUGCAUGGGCGUUGCGAAUGUACACACAAUACGAAGGGUUUGAACUGUGAGGAAUGUGAGGACUUUUUCAACGAUCUGCCAUGGAAGCCCGCGUUAGGAAAGCAGACGAAUGCCUGUAAAAAGUGUCACUGUAAUAAUCACGCUACAAGCUGCCAUUUUGACCAGGCGGUUUACGAACACUCGGGUCGUGUGAGCGGAGGGGUAUGCGAUAAUUGUCAGCACAACACUCAGGGUUACCACUGCGAGGAGUGCUCUCCAUUUUUCUAUCGAGAUCCUCUGGAGGAUAUCCAAAGUCCAUAUGUAUGUAAACCAUGCGAUUGUGAUCCGAGGGGAUCUCUGGAUGAUGGAAUAUGCGACUCGAUAGCCGAUGAGGAGAACGGGGUUGAAGCUGGGGCUUGUCACUGUAAGAAGAAUAUUAAUGGGCGGCGUUGCGAUCAGUGCAAGGAAGGAUUCUGGAACUUUGACGAGAGCAACCCGGAUGGAUGUCAAACUUGUUCGUGCAAUAUUCUCGGUACGGUGGACAAUGCUGGAUGUAAUGUGCACACCGGAGAGUGCAUUUGCAAACGGUUGGUCACUGGCCGCGAUUGUAACCAGUGUAUUCCGGAGACCUAUGGACUAUCGGAUAGUCACGAAGGUUGCACUAUGUGUAACUGCCAUCCGGGUGGGUCUUUAGAUAAUAAUUGCGAUGUCAUUACUGGGCAGUGCCGUUGUCGGCCACACAUGCAGGGAAGGGAUUGUAGCGAACCAAAGCAACAUUAUUUUAUUCCAACCUUGCACAAGGUUCUGGAGGCGGAAUUCCCUGGAACGAUUUGUGAUCAUCACUCUUCAGUUGGAAACUGCUCUGCAGUUAUUCGAGAACAUCCUCAUGGCUACCCACCAACAUGGACUGGUCCCGGAUUUAUCCGAGCUUAUGAAGGAACCGAGCUGAAAUUCACAGUUGACGAUAUUCCGAAAACAAUGAAUUACGACGUGAUUGUACGAUAUUCGCCACAAAUGAAAGGAGACUGGGAGGACAUUCGUACGACAGUUAUCCGACCUGACGAGUACGAUCCAGACGGUCCAUGUGCCAACUCACAUCCGGAAUACGAACGAGAAUUCCACACAAUAUUGUCCGAAUAUGAGACAAGUUCCGUGGCGUUGAAAGAUGUUUGUCUGGAAACUGGAAAAACGUACAAAUUUAUCGUAUCCUUCCUUAGACACGAUCCGCACAGGGACAACGGUGCGGCACAAAUUCUAAUCGAUUCGAUUGUGUUGGUUCCCAGAAUAGAAGUAACACCUAUUUUCCAUGGCUCACCGCAAGCUGAAGUCAGAUACCGCGAGUACGAGAACCUGGGGUGCAACCAAACGUAUUACGAUGUGAAUUACGACUCGGAAGCUCGGCCGGAGUGUAAGGAUCUACUCAACAUGGUCAGUGUUUUUGUGUUCAACGGAGCUACACCAUGUGAGUGUAACCCAACCGGAUCGACGACGAAGAAAUGCGAGGAAUUUGGCGGAUACUGUGCGUGCAAAACCAAUGUUGUUGGCCGACAGUGUGACAAAUGCGCGCCGGGUACGUACGGAUUCGGACCGGAGGGAUGUAAAGCAUGCGAUUGUAAUAGCAUUGGUUCGAAGGACAACGAUUGCGAUCUGGUGACCGGCCAGUGCAACUGUCACCCAAAUACCUACGGUCGGGAGUGCGAUCAGUGCCAACCUGGAUUCUGGAACUUCCCGAACUGUCAGAUGUGCGAAUGUAACGGACAUACGCCGACAUGUAAUUCCAAAACCGGAGAAUGCUUCCAGUGCCAGGACUUUACACAGGGCUGGAAGUGCGAUAGCUGCUUGGAUGGUUAUUACGGAAACCCACUGCUGGGUUCCGAAAUUGGUUGCCGUCCUUGCCGUUGCCCCGACACGAUUGCUUCUGGACACUCUUAUGCUAGGGAGUGCUUUUUGGAACCAAAAGCGAACGAUGUCGCUUGUUUGUGUGACGAAGGUUACGCCGGGGCAAAAUGUGAUGUCUGUGCUGACAAUUACUUCGGAAAUCCUGAACGGCCAGGAGGGGUAUGUCAAUCGUGCGACUGUAGCAAAAACGUCGACCUAAAUAAGCCGGGCAAUUGUGAUCCCAAAUCAGGGCAAUGUCUUCAAUGUUUAUACGAUACAGAGGGCGAUCAUUGCGAGUUCUGUCGGAAUGGAUUUUAUGGUAACGCUCUGGAACAGAAUUGCCGUUCUUGCGACUGUAAUGUGCUCGGGACGAACCAAACAGUUCAACAUUGCGAUCGGUUCACGGGACAAUGCCCGUGCUUAGCAAAUGUGCGUGGUCAACAUUGCGAGGAGUGUAUCGAGAACCACUGGAAGAUCGCAAGCGGAGAGGGAUGUGAGGCGUGUAGUUGCGAUCCAGUGGGAUCAGUUAACGAGCAAUGCAAUCCUUAUGAUGGGCAAUGUACUUGUAAGCAAGGUUUCGGCGGACGACAGUGCAAUCAAUGCGAGUCCAAUUUCUGGGGUAAUCCUAACGUUUAUUGCCAUGCUUGUGAUUGCAAUCCAUACGGAUCCGCUACUCACCAGUGUAAUCGCGAGACUGGGCAGUGCGUCUGUAACGCAGGCAUCGGCGGCUAUAAGUGCGACCAAUGUGCUCGUGGAUAUCUCGGAGAAGCUCCGUAUUGCGAACCAUGCGGGGAAUGUUUUGACAACUGGGAUAUGAUACUGGACGGUUUGAAAGAGGAAACAAAUCGCACGAUCGAAGAGGCCAAGGCCAUCAAAACUCUCGGAGCAACGGGCGCGUACAAGAAAGAGUUCGAUUCGAUGGGAAAGAAAAUCGACAUUAUUAAGGGACUGCUAACAAACACAAUUUCUGACCGCGAAAUAACCACUAUCGAUGAUCGGAUAGCACUGGUUCGAGAACAUUUGAAAACUUCACUACAAGCGCUAGAGGAAUCGGAAAAGCGCUUGCAAGAUACGGACGCAACAAUCAACUAUGCCAACAUUGAGAUUGAUAAUUUAAGAAAGCGUACCGAAGAAGUAAAGCAGUUGUCGGACUAUCUGAAGGACAAUGCGACCAAACUGCAGGAAGGAAACAUUGAAGGGGCGUUGAACUUGACGAGGGAUGCUUGGAAUCGGGUAACACUACUCGGUGAAACCAACAUGGAAAUCCAAGAGCUCAACGAUAAUGCCGAAAGGCAAUGCAAGCGAACAGAAGUUCUACUUAAGAAGCAACAGGAACAUUUCGAUUAUCUACAUGACACCAACGAGGCGUCAUUUUUGAAGUACCAAAACGAACUGGACAUGUUGAAUGCCAACAUUCCCGAUCUGAACGAACGAAUUUGCGACAAACGAGGAGACCCUUGUGACGAGUACUGCGGUGGAGCCGGAUGCAAUGCAUGUGGUGGAUUAACGUGCGAAAAGGGCGCAUUAACAAAAUCGGAGAAGGCACUACAGUAUGCUAAAAAGACCGAGCAGACUAUCAAGGAAAAGGAAGAACUGGCUGACGAUAUUUUGCGAUCGAUGUCCCAAGCAAAAACGAAUGCAUCGGAAGCAUUUAAGAAAGCCAAACGAGCACAUGACAAGGCGAAGAUGCAUUACAAUCAUACACAAUUACUGAUUGAUCAAGCCAGUAGCGUUGUUACGGCUUUGACCGACAUCAUCGAUAAUAAUACGGCUACCCCUGAGAAGAUUAAAGAUCUCGCAGAUAAGGUUAUGGACUAUACAUUGCAGCUAGAUCCUGAUCAGAUUCAAAAGUUAGCUGAGCAGAUCGACGAAGCGGUCUCACAUUUGGAAAACGUGGAAUCGAUCAUUCGCAGUACAGAACAUGAUCUGCAGAUUGUCGAAGAUCUUAAAGACAACACAUUUGCUACAAAGAACCGCGCCGAAAAGGUGUUGGAAGAGGCUAUCGAGGUGACUAAGGCUUUGGAUGACGCUGAUGAUGCUCAAAAGAAAGCUCGGCAGUCGAUCAAACGUGCCAAUGAGGACAUCCAAUCGGCCAAAAUCGAUCUCGAGGAGAUCGAUAAGGAAACGGACGAUGCUCACAAGCGUGCAAACGCCACUGCUUCGAAGGUAGAUGAAUUGAAGGCACGGCUCAACAGGCUGCACGUCAGUAACGUGCAAAAUGAUCAAGAUGCAGAAGAAAUAAUCAAACAAGCAGAGACCGUCAAGGAGUCGGCCAACAAUGCUCACGAUUUGGCUACACAGCUGAAAGACAACUACAAAUCCGCCAACGCAACGCUUACGGCAAGAUCUAAUGCUUCUGAAAGUGCACGAGAACGGGCUCAGAAUCUUCUGAAUCGGGCGUCCAAGAUCACCGUUGAAACAACUAAUCAGCUUAAAAAACUUCAAGAGCUGUACAAAACUUACGAAUCUAACCAGAACGAGCUAGGUUCCCUGGAGACGCACAUCCAGAGCUUAACCGAGCAAAUCAAUACAUCGCUGAACAAGAUUCAAGGCGAAGCCAAUCGCUACCGAACGUGUACGACGUAAAUGAAUGUGACAAACUUUUCAAGUUUAACUUAAAGGAAUAAAAAUUGUGUUCAGAAAUUUUGAUGAAAAUAUUACUAAGUGUACGCAGUAACUAUCAGCCUUUAUUCGUUCUGCUUUAGAAAUUGUAAGUUACACCUUACGAAAAAAAUCAAAGAAACAAAGAGAUUUCAAAAAAUCUGCAAAACAUAUGUUUAAUUUCAAAACGAAGGUAUAUUUUCAAAACAUGUAUUUCAAUUAUCUCAAUACUAAUGUUUAACACUGCACCAACAAACAUUCAAACAAUUAAACAACAAAAUCAAUGUGCCAAAUAAGUAACAUGAUAGACUAGAUCGCUUUCACAUAAAUUUACUUUUGUUCAAGUAUAUAAAUGUGUAGUUAACAGCAAUCGUAUUAAUCCACCCUUCAAAUAAUCAAAACCCGUGUAAAAUAACAAAAAAGCACAUUAUCAAUAUGCGAAAAAAUGCCAUACCUAUAACCAGUGGGUGGAACAUCGUAAAAAAUCUUCCAAAUGUGAAACAAUGUACUGAGGAAAAAAAUCCUCAAAACAGAUCAGAAAUAAAACGUCGACCCAUUUUUAUACGGUUUAAGAUAGAAGAAAUAAAAAAAAACAACAAUCCUUUUUUUGGGAACAAGUUCUGCCGGUAGUUAUAAAUUCUUAGAUAGUAGGCGAAGUUAACAAGAAACAAUCGCAUAGUAAUAAACAUUAAACAUUUCUAUUGCUAAUCAUAUGUAACCUCGUUUGAAAAUUAAAAUCUAAUUUUCUUAGUGUAAA